AAGAAAACAUCGUUUUUUAAACGAUUUUUCUUUUUGUUUUAACUGGAUGAUGUUUUAACUGAAUUCAAUGGAUAAACAAUAAAAACAAAAUGUUGCCGCAAAUUUAAUAAGAAACUAUCUUAUCAAAUAUUCAUUUGGAUGUUUUAAAAAACAUUUUCAUCAUUCAUAAACUUCUUCUACUGGCAUAAGCAUCAUGCCUUUAUUUCAAGCGGCGAUUGUUGCCAGGAUUUUUCAUAAGGAUAUCACUAAGCCAAAGGAUCAAACAGGUCUUCAUAAAAAAAAUAUUCAAAACCACAAUUUGUAUAAUGACACUACAAACACAUUUGAUGAAAAAAAGUUAAAGAAAAGACCAAACGCUAGAAAGACAUCCGAAUGCGAAAAAAAGAGCUUGCAAAGUUGUGGCAGUUCAUCUAAUAAAUCGAGUAUCAAUUCAGGAGGUAACGACUUAAAGUUAAAAAUUUCAUUUUACUUGGCAAACAUACCUAGAAAUGGACCUGGUAGUACUGAUGUAUUUUUUAAACAGGAUGGUCAGCGGUUUAAUGAACAACACACAAUAAAAUUAGCCACGUGCUCUAACUAUCAAGUAAAAAUGGAGAUUGAGCCAAUGACGGAGUUAACGUUUUUCAAGCUGGGAGGUAUGGACAUUAAGUUUGAAAAAGUUACCAACACUGCAAAUGAUACCAAGUUAGUUUACCAACUAUUUUGGUCAACAGCCGGUAUAAGCACGACAAUGAGAAAGUUUCGAACUGAUGUUCCGUGUACCAUAAAGUUUAAAAAAUAUAAAAAAAUUAAUUUCAAAUUCCAAGUAAAAUUUUACUCAAGUAACGACAGAAAACGAUCUGAGUUGGGAAAAAAACUAAACUCGAUUGACUUAGAAUGCACUAUUGGUAGAGGCUCAUAUACCUCCUCCGUGGAUUGCAAAACCUUUAAUUAAUAUUAGACAAGACAAGAAAAAUAUUAAUAAAGCAAUAGACGCACAGACGAUUGAAAAAUUCUGUUUUUGCAAAUAAUGUUAUUAAGCAAUAACUUUAAUUUAUCUGAAAAUAUCAUUUAUCUGAAGAUAAAUCUUUGAAACAAA
Molecule: messenger RNA, 1078 nt
Organism: Hydra vulgaris (swiftwater hydra)
Lineage: Eukaryota; Metazoa; Cnidaria; Hydrozoa; Anthoathecata; Hydridae
Product: CB1 cannabinoid receptor-interacting protein 1
Biological process (GO): negative regulation of signaling receptor activity
Cellular component (GO): plasma membrane
Molecular function (GO): type 1 cannabinoid receptor binding
Source: RefSeq, a predicted model, not a curated record